This is a messenger RNA of Myotis myotis, 6148 nucleotides long. RefSeq names its product seizure related 6 homolog like (gene SEZ6L). Gene Ontology annotation, cellular component: endoplasmic reticulum; neuronal cell body. Lineage: Eukaryota; Metazoa; Chordata; Mammalia; Chiroptera; Vespertilionidae. The record is from RefSeq and is a predicted model, not a curated record. The transcript is spliced from 17 exons. The coding region runs from base 1 to 3060 and encodes 1019 amino acids. Gene Ontology annotation, biological process: synapse maturation.
AUGUCCCUGUGCAGCGAGCAGCCUGCCCGGCUGUGCAUGGAGGCCCUGCUCUGCACACUGGAUGCGCCCCUGGAGGGAGACGCAGGCCCUUCGAGUACGUACCUCCUACCCUCGGGAGCACUAGGGGGUGGCAGUCUGAGCAAAGACAGCCUGGAAGAGAAGGUGACACCCGCCCCUCCCAGCCCAGCGCCGUCCGGGGAAGAGCGUCACGACCCAGAGCUGGACGGGACCACCGCCUCCCUUCGUCCAGACCCCGUGGCCCUGUCCACGCUGCUUCCAGAGGAGCCCAGCACCAAGCUCGCCUCCCUCCCCAGGAAGAAGCUGUCUUCACUCAAGCAGGCCAACUCGUCCAGGAAGCAGCUGCGACCCAAGGCCACCUCCGCCGCAGGCCUCCUGAGGGUGGGGUCCCAGCCUGCAUCCCCGGGCCUGGGUCUCCCCUCCUCCGCCACGGAGAAGCCUGGCCCGCCCGGGGACCCCGACCCUGUGGCCUCCGAGGGUGAGGAGACAUUUCGGUUGCCAUCGUCGGAGGAGCCCCUCUGGCUGGACCGGAGGCGAGGUGCGGUGCCCACGACACCUGCGCCCCUGCAGAUCUCUCCCUUCACCUCACAGCCCUACAUGGCCCACACGCUCCCCCAGAGGCCGGACCCCGAGGAGCCCACGGUGCCCGAUGAGGCCCAGGAGGCUCCUCUUGAGGACGCCAGUCCCAUGACCUCGAUGGACAAAGGUGAGAAUGAGCUGACCGGGUCGGCCUCAGAGGAGAGCCAGGAGACCACGACGUCCACCAUUAUCACCACCACGGUCAUCACCACGGAGCAGGCCCCAGCUCUCUGCAGUGUGAGCCUCUCAGAUCCCGAAGGCUACAUCGACUCCAGCGACUACCCGCCGCUGCCCCUCAACAGCUUCCUUGAGUGCACGUACAACGUGACGGUCUACACUGGCUACGGGGUGGAGCUCCAGGUGAAGAGUGUCAACCUGUCUGAGGGGGAGCUGCUCUCCAUCCGUGGGGUGGACGGCCCCACCCUGACCGUCCUGGCCAACCAGACGCUCCUCGUGGAGGGGCAGGUGAUCCGAAGCCCCACCAACACCAUCUCCGUCUACUUCCGCACCUUCCAGGACGAUGGCCUGGGCACCUUCCAGCUGCACUACCAAGCCUUCAUGCUGAGCUGCAGCUUCCCCCGCCGGCCGGACUACGGGGACGUCACCGUGAUGGACCUGCACUCGGGCGGGGUGGCCCACUUCCACUGCCACCUGGGCUACGAGCUCCAAGGCGCCAAGACGCUGACGUGCAUCAACGCCUCCAAGCCCCACUGGAGCAGCCACGAGCCCAUCUGCUCAGCCCCAUGUGGAGGGACUGUGCACAACGCCACCAUCGGCCAUGUCCUCUCUCCAAGUUACCCUGGCAGCGCCAACGGGAGUCAGUUCUGUGUGUGGACGAUCGAAGCCCCCGAGGGCCAGAAGCUACACCUUCACUUUGAGAGGCUGUUGCUGCAUGAGAAGGACAGGAUGAUGGUCUACAGCGGGCUGACCAACAAGUCCGCUCUUCUCUAUGACUCCCUUCACACCGAGAGCGUCCCCUUCGAGGGCCUGCUGAGCGAGGGCAGUAGCAUCCGAAUCGAGUUCACGUCCGACCAGGCGCGGGCAGCCUCAUCCUUCAACAUCCGGUUCGAGGCCUUUGAGAAAGGCCACUGCUACGAGCCCUACAUUCAGAAUGGGAACUUCACCACAUCCGACCUGACCUAUAACAUCGGCACCAUAGUGGAGUUCACCUGCGACCCCGGCCACUCCCUGGAGCAGGGCCCGGCCGUCAUUGAGUGCGUCAACGUGCGGGACCCGUACUGGAAUGACACGGAGCCCCUGUGCAGAGCCAUGUGUGGUGGGGAGCUGUCUGCUGUGGCUGGGGUAGUGCUGUCCCCGAACUGGCCAGAGCCGUAUGCGGAAGGUGAAGAUUGUAUAUGGAAGAUCCACGUUGGGGAGGAGAAACGGAUCUUCUUAGAUAUCCAAUUCCUGAACCUGAGCAACAGCGACAUCCUGACCAUCUACGACGGUGACGAGGUCAUGCCCCACAUCCUGGGGCAGUACCUGGGAAGCAGCGGCCCCCAGAAGCUGUACUCGUCCACGCCGGACCUGACCAUCCAGUUCCACUCGGACCCUGCCGGCCUCAUCUUCGGGAAGGGCCAGGGAUUCAUCAUGAACUAUGUGGAGGUGUCAAGGAACGACUCCUGCUCCGAUCUGCCCGAAAUCCAGAACGGCUGGAAAACCACUUCGCAUACGGAGCUCGUGAGGGGAGCCAGGAUCACCUACCAGUGUGACCCCGGCUACGACAUCGUGGGGAGCGACACCCUCACCUGCCAGUGGGACCUCAGCUGGAGCAGUGAUCCCCCGUUUUGUGAGAAAAUUAUGUACUGCACCGACCCCGGGGAAGUGGACCACUCGACCCGCUUGAUUUCGGACCCUGUGCUGCUGGUAGGCACCACCAUCCAGUACACGUGUGAGCCCGGCUUCGUACUGGAGGGGAGCUCUCUUCUGACCUGCUACAGCCGCGAGACCGGCACCCCCAUCUGGACGUCCCGCCUGCCCCACUGUGUCUCGGAAGAGUCCCUGGCGUGUGACAACCCAGGGUUACCAGAGAACGGGUACCAGAUCCUGUACAAGCGCCUCUACCUGCCAGGAGAGUCCCUCACCUUCAUGUGCUACGAGGGCUUCGAGCUCAUGGGCGAAGUGACCAUCCGGUGCAUCCUGGGACAGCCGUCCCACUGGAAUGGGCCGCUGCCUGUUUGUAAAGUUAAUCAAGACAGCUUUGAACACGCGUUAGAAGCAGAAGCGGCAGCGGAGACAUCACUGGAAGGAGGAACUAUGGCGCUGGCUAUCUUCAUCCCAGUCCUCAUCAUCUCCUUACUGCUGGGGGGAGCCUACAUUUACAUCACCAGAUGUCGUUAUUAUUCCAACCUCCGCCUGCCCCUGAUGUACUCUCACCCCUACAGCCAGAUCACCGUGGAGACCGAGUUUGACAACCCCAUUUACGAGACAGGGGAAACCAGAGAGUAUGAAGUUUCCAUCUAGAUAGAGCUACACUUGAGAAGGGAAACUCACAGCUAUGAACUCAACUACAACCUCCUCGAGAAAUUCAUCCAGAGACCAUGUGGCAUUUGAUCAAAACACCCCCAGAGUGUCCGGCUGUCUUUUCUUUAGACUCCUUAUGGAAGACGUACUGUUUUCUUCACUGUAUUUAUUAUAUUUAAAAUGGAGAUAGGUGUGGUUGGAUGUAUUGCCGCUGCGGUCAGAUUCGUGUCCCAGCUUCAAUCGCUUCCGGAGGCCGGUGGGAGAUCUGCGAGAUGGCAGACACAGCAGUAGAGGGGGAAACAGCAGAACCGGGUCGUUUCUCCCAUCAGCAGUGCCAUCCUACGGCUGCGUCGAAUUGCAUGUGUCUUUGGGAUCCAGGCCCGUGGUGUGUUUAGUACCAAUCGCAGUCCCCAGGUUAGGUCGGGAAGGGUAAUUUUUUGUAGGAUUAACUUGGGUUGGAAUUUCCCGUGGAUACUUCAGUAGGUCGGCUCCCAAACAAAUCCGUGUGUUUCCCUCUUCCAGUUUCCCCAGCUUCUAAGGGGCCUGGCCACACCCCCUCCCUCCCAUGCCCCUUCUGAGAGCAGCCAAGAUGUUGCAUAAACAUUCUCUUUUACUGCCCUUGCCUCCCUGGAUGCUGGCAAAAUGAGAAAAUGUUUUCUUUCUAGAAGAGUGAUAAAUGACAAGGAAAUUUUUUUCAGAGAGGAUGAGAGACUUGAGAGUUCCCGUGAAGAACCGGGCAAGGGAGAACGCUGGUCGUGGGAAUCGAGUUAAUAAAAUGUUUUUGCUUUGCACUCCGUCAACAAUGAAGGAGCAGGUCAUUCAGGCUACAGGCCUCAGAAUCGAUCACCUUGUUCAGCGAGGCCACCCUCCAACUGUGAGCAGAGCCGCAGCCUUUGGCAGCAGGAUCCCCUCGUCCACAGAGUGAGAAGGAUGUGUGUGGGAGGGGAGGUGCCAUGUCCUGAGAUCGGGGUGCGCUCUGCUCUUCUCCUGGGGUGCUGGAAUGCCUGAGCCCUCAAAAUGGGGAGACUCCAGUGCCCUGUUUCUCUUAAAGGCGGGAUUUCCUAAUAUAUUUGCAAUCAAGUAUUUCAGGGGAAGGGAGGUUUCUAUGAGAAGAAACUGUUUUUCUAUUGUCUGGAAACUUGGUCCAGAGGUUGAAUAGGGGGGUGAAUGCAAAGAAACAGAACCGGGGGGGUCAAAACCACAAAGGAAUCCUCAUCCUACAACUUGAACCCCAAUGAGAAGAAUGGAGGCGCUGCAGGCCGGAAAGGAAUUCAUAAAGCACCUUACUCAUCGCAUGAGCAUCCUUAUAUUUUACCAGGAUCAUUGCAUCCCAACCCGGGGGGACUGGUGAGCGAAUAACUAACUGUCCAGGAAGAGUCUUUCCUAAAUACAGGAUGCCAGGAAGGAAUAUGGGGAUGUCAGUCACCUCCCUAGUGACAGCCGAUGGCACACAGGUUCAGUGUUUUUGGGGUGCUCGUUGGCUCCCACGCACGCUCUCUAGAAUUGUUUUUAAAUCAGCUGGUUUUCACACAAGAGCAGAUACUUCCGGCUGCCAUGCCUUUGGGAGAGUCUGGGCAUCCGUGUUUGGGUGGCUUGCUUUGGAAACCUCUGGGGCAGCAUAGGGCAGUGGGCUUUGUACACAGGCACGUGCCCUCCUCCAGCAAGGAGCUUGCACCUCGUCCAUUCUCGGAAGUCUGAGGCUGGAAGGUUUCCUCCCGCCAGAAGACCCUGCUUCUCCGGCAGACACGCGUGGUGCUCAGCAAGAGACCGUCAGAGGCCGCUCUCCGGCCACCAGAGCCCACCCCGUCUUCUGGAAGAACCCUUAGUGAGCGAUGCCAUGUUUGGAGAAAGACCAACAAUGCCAAUAACUUGACCUUUUCUCAAGAGGCAGAAAGAACCCAAUCCUUGCUUUUAUUUCUCCUUUGAUGAUGACUCCAACCCUAACCCAGGGCAUCUGGCAAGAACUCUAUGAAUGAUUCUUCAUUGUAGAACCUGCUGUGGUUGCGUGAAAACGAAACACUCGCCUUCCGUAAAGACUGACAAAGUGUAAAAUCUUCAUUCUAACCUGAGAACUGGCCAUGCCAUGGCCCAGGGAUUCGUGUUGGUUGUUGGAGGGACAGAAAAGGUGUCUUUUUUUUUGUUUCCAGGACACCAGUGUCCUAGCUCCGUCUUAGCAGUACAGCCCCUGUGACCACAGUUUAAACGUUCGUUUUAGCCUGAAGGUGGACCGCACGCGCACGCGAGCUGGACGCUGUAUACAGUGUCAUUGCAAGGACAGGCUGGUGUGUGUUUUUUGUCCUGAGUGUGUAUCUGUAACAUGUAAAGGUAAGGAAAUCGUCCUCCUAGUGCCAACAGUGUGCCAGGCAGGCAUCUCAUUUCAGUCCACGCGUGUCUGUUUUUACAAGAUCAAUAUGAAAACCCAUUGGGAUUCAAUAGUUUCCAACAGGAUGCCAUCUUGAGAAACUCAAGAACCGACGGGACCUUCCGAAAAGCCACUCCGUUUUUAAAACGGUGAGGAAAUGUGUUUACAGAGAUGUCACGCUUCCAAGAUGCACGUGAUGACGUGUCUCCCAGGCUCCUUCCUGUUCGAGGGAUGUGUCAGCCGGCACCCCUGUGCUGUAAGGCGCACACACUCUCCCCUCGUCAGCUCAGAGCUCCUCCUCCUGCUAUUUGGGGAGGAGAUGGGGGCGUAGAAUUCUUGAGCCAACAUAAGUAUUCUGGUCGCUCUCUGAUGCUUUAAACCGGAUCUUCUGAAGCCAGCUCCUUGGAGAGCCUACGGGACCCCUGGCCGGUAGCUCUGGAAACCACCAAACAGCCGUGCAGAGCGUCGUCAGGGCGGUUAUGUAAGCGGGAGGGACUUGGGCAAAAAUGACCUUUCUUUGGGGUGAGUCCAAAGAGCAUGACUUUUCUGUGCCCUCGAGUGGUCAUGGUGGGUCGUCGGAGUUGUCAGCACCCGCAAAGGGAGGCUUUCUCCUGGGAUGUUUUCAUUUCCAUUUUAUCCCCAAACCAACUUUCUAAGCGAGAAUAACAAAAGGACGUCAUUUUCCACUUUGUAUAUAUUGAUGCUAAUAAAACAAAUGAAAAAGAG